Molecule: messenger RNA, 2582 nt
Organism: Gopherus evgoodei (Goodes thornscrub tortoise)
Lineage: Eukaryota; Metazoa; Chordata; Testudines; Testudinidae
Gene: MAP4K2
Product: mitogen-activated protein kinase kinase kinase kinase 2
Exons: 32
Biological process (GO): protein phosphorylation
Molecular function (GO): ATP binding; MAP kinase kinase kinase kinase activity
Source: RefSeq, a predicted model, not a curated record
CCGGGCCGCGCCGCGCCGUUCCCUGCUGCUCCCCGGGGACCAUGAGCCUCUUGCGGGACGUCUCCUUGCUGGACCCCCGGCUCCGCUACGAGCUGAUCCAGCGCAUCGGGGCGGGCACCUACGGCGAUGUCUACAAGGCCCGGGACACCCAGACAGCAGAGCUGGCUGCCAUAAAGAUCAUCAAACUGGACCCAGGGGAUGACAUCAGCUCCAUCCAGCAGGAGAUCACAACGCUCAGGGACUGCGGGCACCCCAACGUGGUGGCGUAUUUCGGCAGCUACCUCAGGAAUGACCGUCUCUGGAUCUGCAUGGAGUUCUGUGGAGGAGGAUCCCUGCAGGAAAUCUACCACACCACAGGCCCCCUCUCUGAGAAGCAGAUUGCCUACGUGUGCAGAGAAACGCUGCAGGGCCUGAGCCACCUACAUGCCAAAGGCAAGAUGCACCGGGACAUAAAGGGAGCCAAUAUCCUACUCACCUCUUUGGAGAUGUGAAAACUGGCGGAUUUCGGAGUCUCAGCUGAACUGACAGCAUCAGUGGCGAAGCGGAAGUCCUUCAUUGGGACCCCCUACUGGAUGGCCCCUGAGGUGGCCGCAGUGGAGAAGAAGGGCGGCUACAACCAGCUUUGUGACAUCUGGGCCAUCGGCAUCACGGCCAUCGAGCUGGCUGAGCUGCAGCCCCCACUCUUCGAUCUUCACCCCAUGAGGGCCCUGAUGCUCAUGUCCAAGAGCAGCUUCCAACCCCCUAAACUGAAAGACAAAGCUCAUUGGUCCCCAGAAUUCCACCAGUUCCUCAAACUGGCCCUGACCAAGAACCCCAAAAAGCGACCCACAGCGGAAAAGCUGUUACAGCACCUGUUCACCAGCCAGCCCCUUGCCCGCACCCUGGCCAUCGAGCUACUCGACAAGGUCAACAGCCCUGACCUGGCUGCCCCAUCCCUGGACGAUGGAGACUUUGAGGUUUACGACAUCUUCCCAGACAAAAUCCACUCCUGUGGGGCACAUGGCCAGGCAGAACGGACUCUCUCUGAAAUCCAGUUCAAUCAAGUUAAAUUUGGGCCCCCACUGAGAAAAGAAACAGAACCAUAUUGUGGUCUGAGGGAAGAGGAGGAUGAUUGGACGUUGCUAGGAGCUGAAGAGAGUCUUCUGCAGUCUGUGGAGGAGGCAUUGGAGGAAAGGAGUUUGACCAUUCGCCCAGCGUCUGGAUGGGUCCCCACCCCAGAGGAUCAGCCUGUGGACUCCCACUGCAUCCCUGAGAACGAGACGGGAACAAUCAAGAGAGGGUCACUAUGGGACCUGAUGAAUUGGGAGCUGGGGGGCACGGAGCCUGGGGGUGGCUCAGAGACCAUGAGGAGACAGGCCCCAGCAGGCAGCCCAGAGUCAGGUGACAUCCAACCCCCCCUGCACACCGGCUCCCCAGAGCCUGGAGCCUCCCUGCUUUCCACCGAAUGGGCCACCAUGAAGAGGAGGGAGGAGACAGAGAGAUCCAGCUGCCAUGGGCUGCCCCCCACCCCCAAGGUCCAUAUGGGUGCUUGCUUUUCCAAAGUCUUUAAUGGCUGCCCUCUAAAGAUCAACUCAGCUGUGACAUGGAUCCACUCGGAGACACGAGAUCAGUACCUGCUGGUAGGUGCUGAGGAGGGGAUAUACACACUCAACCUGCAUGAACUCCAUGAGGACACCAUGGAGAAGCUCCUGCCCCACAGGUGCUCCUGGCUGUACUGUAUGAACAACGUGCUGCUCUCCUUAGCAGGGAAAUCCUCCCAGAUCUCCUCUCACAACCUCCUGGGCCUCUUUGAGCAGCGGAGGCAGCUGCAGAAGCGGCAGGUCCCCCUCUCCAUUGCCACCAACCGGCUGACUGAGCGCAUCAUCCCCAGGAAGUUUGCACUCUCCUCCAAGAUAGCGGAUACCAAGGGCUGUCUCAAGUGCCGAGUGGUUCGGAACCCCUAUUCCGGCAACACCUUCUUGUGUGCCGCUCUUCCCUCGAGCCUGGUGCUGUUGCAGUGGUACGAGCCCUUGCAGAAGUUCAUGCUGCUGAAGCACUUUCCUGCGACCCUGCCCAUGCCCCUGAGCCUGUUUGAGCUGCUUGUGGUGGAGACGGAAGAGUACCCCCAGGUGUGCGUGCGUGUUGUGGACAGAGACCGGCCAGGCCAGGAGCUGGAGUUUAACGUCCUCUCGCUCAGCACCAGCUCCAGCCUCAGCACCGAGCCCUCUGCAGAUGUGGCCUACAGUGUGGCCUGCCACAUGACUCAGAUGGACAGAGACACAGUCCUCGUUUGCUUUGAGCACUACGUAAGGACAGUGAACCUGCGUGGGGUCCCCAAGAGAGCCCUGGCCCCAGAGCUGACCUUCAACUUCCCCAUUGAGACAAUUGUGUGCCUUCAAGACAGCGUGCUGGCCUUCUGGAAACAUGGCAUGCAGGGCCGCAGCCUGGAGGGCAAUGAGGUGACCCAAGAAAUCACAGAUAAAUCCAGGGUGUUCCGGGUGCUAGGGGCCAACAGAGAUAUCAUCCUGGAGAGCACGCCCACAGAGAAUCCCUUGGCUCACAGCAACCUCUACAUCCUGACGGGACACGAGAGCAGCUACUGA